UUUCGUAAAAUUUUAAUAAAAAAAAUAAAAAAAUGGAUAAUAAAAAACCACUGAAAAAAUUGAGUGAAGAAAGCUUGACAAAACAACCAGAUGAAGUAUUUGAUCUUCUUGAAAAGUUGGGAGAGGGAUCGUAUGGAUGCGUUUUUAAAGCUAUUUAUAAAGAAGCUGGACAGGUUGUUGCAAUCAAGCAAGUUCCUGUUGAAUCAGAUCUUCAAGAAAUUAUAAAAGAAAUAGCAAUAAUGCAACAAUGCGAUUCUCCUUAUGUUGUGAAAUAUUUUGGAAGUUAUUUCAAAAAUACAGAUCUAUGGAUUGUCAUGGAAUAUUGUGGUGCUGGAUCUGUAUCGGACAUCAUCAGACUCCGACGCAAAACUUUGAUUGAAGAACAAAUAGGGACUAUAUUGCGAGAUACUUUGAAAGGACUUGAAUAUUUGCACUUCAUGAGAAAGAUUCAUAGAGAUAUCAAAGCAGGCAACAUAUUACUAAACACUGAUGGAAACAGCAAACUCGCAGAUUUUGGAGUUGCAGGUCAGUUGACUGAUACCAUGGCAAAACGUAACACAGUGAUCGGAACACCAUUCUGGAUGGCACCAGAGGUUAUUCAAGAAAUAGGUUAUGACUGUGUAGCAGAUGUCUGGUCAUUGGGAAUCACAGCUAUUGAAAUUGCGGAAGGAAAACCACCGUAUUCAGAUAUUCAUCCCAUGAGAGCAAUAUUUAUGAUACCAACCAACCCUCCACCUACAUUCAGAAACCCAGAAAAAUGGUCAAUGGAGUUUAUAGAUUUUGUCAGCAAAUGUUUGGUAAAAAGUCCGGAGCAAAGAGCAACAGCAACUCAGUUACUACAACAUCCUUUCAUCAAAAGUGCGAAACCAGUCGCUAUAUUGAAAGAUAUGAUUCAAGAAGCAAUGGAAAUAAAAAAGAGAAAAGAAAAUGAAGAGGGAGAAGAUAGUGGGAGUGAGAGUGAUGAAGAGGACGAGGAUGAGAUUGAUGCAAGCACAAUGGUUACACCAGGUUCAGGUGUGGAUGUUGAUUACAGUACCAUGGUCACUAAUUCUAGCACAGGAAAUGCUACAAUGAUAGAACAUGGAAGUACACUGGAUUCUGAGAUUGGUACAAUGGUUAUCAAUGAAGAUGAAGAAGAUACCGGAACUAUGCAACGUUUCGAUACCGGCCCUACAGCCAACUCUGAAACAGCCGGUGGCAACGGUCGGCCAUCUUUCAUGGAUUAUUUCGAUAAAAUGGAUAAAAGCGAUUCUGGGGGUCAGGGGUCGCGUUCUAUUGCUCCGGAUCAAGCUUGGAAAGUCGGUAAAAACAUCAGUGAACUUGAUUUUGAUUUCCUCAAAACUUUAACCUUGACAGAACUUCAAGGUCGCUUGAACCUACUUGACCCAGAAAUGGAAAAGGAAAUUGAGAACUUACGCAAUCGCUAUCAUCAUAAAAAGCAGCCCAUUUUGGAGGCAAUUGAAGCAAAGAAAAAACGACAACAAAACUUUUGAAUGCUUUAGUUUAUUUCAUUGACAUCUUCUUAAAUGCAAUGCAAAGCUAAUUUUAUUCAGCCUUUUGGGAUGUUUGAAAAAUUUCCCCGUUUAAUUGAAUUAACAAGUGCACUUGUUUCAUUUCGAAUUUUCCUAGCAAUAGUAGAAGUCAAUCAUGUUUGGAAUGAAAAUUUGAUACAUGUUCAGUCCAGAAUACAUUUAAGUGCACUUCUGCAAAUACAGGUUAUAGAUUUAUUUGCAUAAUAAUUUAUAUUAAAUUGAUGUUAGUUAGAAAAAUCAUAUCUUUGUUCGUUACUCAUGAAGUAUGUGUACUAGGUUUGGGUUAGGCCAUAAUUUUUAGUCCAAUUUUCCUUAUUUCAGUUCUAUUAUGAGUUAUGGGACUGUCUGUGCUAGCCAAGUGAAUAUUCCCCUGCCCAUAGGCUUCAGUCCCUUUACACAACUUGAUGUAGAAUAGGCGAAUAAAAUUAGUUUCAUAUUGAUACACAUACUUCAUGAGUACCCAUUGUUCUUAUUCAAACUUUAUAGUCAAAUUCGAUGUUGAAAUUUUUUAUUGCCCAAUAUGUUGAGAAGUGUAUGCUGUCGCCAAUAAUAUGGUAAGUUUUUCUUACAAUCCAUUAUUAUUUGUGCCUUAACUCACACUAAACAGUACUUUUGUGCUUGUUUAUGGCAAGCUUAGCAUUUCCAACUUGAGAUGUUCGUGAUUGUUUGGUUUUGUUACAAAUGAGAAUGUGUUGAACAUUAGAACAGGGGUGACAAUUACUUUCCUGAGUCUUGGUUACUGGGCCGGAGGGUCGAAGACCUGAAACUCAAUAUGAAUAAAUAAAACAGUUUAUUUACAAAUAACUAGCAUACCAGCUCAUGUACAACAAACAGAUAGUUUAUAUCCAUAAAGAAUAUACCGGUAGUCAUUAUUCUAGCAAACACAAGUGGGCCGGAUGAAAUACUGUGAUGGGUCGGAUCCGACCUGCGGACUGUAAUUUGCCCAUCCCUGUAUUAGAAUAAUCCGGAUAAAUAAUUUGGCCUUACUGCCAAAAGAACAAUAUGUCUCAAUACAUAUCAUUAAUAUUUAUAGAGAGCAUGCUUUGAGGAAACCUUCAAAAAAUUUGUUUGACUGACUUUUAUUCACACGACUCUCUUAUUUGUCUCUGUGAGGAAAUUACGAAAUGUUCAAAACUUAUAAUUGAAUUCCUGCAUCUCUUUUUUGUGUACUAUUAUUAUAUAUCAUGUUAUUUUUCACUUGAAAAAAUCUUAUCACUUGGAAAUACUUUUACAUUCUGCCAGUUAAGUUUUUAUUUAUUGUUCUGCGUAUUAUAUGCCCUGUUAUUUUAUUGCUUCUUUACAUAGAAAUGUCCUACUGAGUCGUUAAAAUUGACACAAUCUAGAAACUCAACUUAGCAAUUAAUCAGAUGAAAAUUAGUUCCAUAUAAUUAGGAAUUAUAUCGAUUUAUGAGCAAAAAAAUCUUUGGUUAUAUUUCGCUUAUUUAAGAAAAUUCAUGUUUUUCAUAUUUUCGCUAAGGUUUUGGUUUGUGCGAAACUAACUACUUAUCCUUCUUCCAUGCUUUUGUGCCGGUGGAUCCGUAUGCAUAUAUUGCAAGGAUGCUGUAGCAAGAGUAGAGAUAUUAUCUUAAGUGAUUCCUGCUGCAUACUAACACAAAUAUAUUUCUGUAACAUUUUGCCUAACCAGGGUCAGACUUCUUUAGACAUACAUUGAUACAUAGUUCAACUAUGAAAUAUAUUUGUGUUAUUGUGCAGCAAGGCUCUUGAAUCACUUAUAUCUUAUACUUAUCUUGUGAAUCGAUCUUGUUUCUCUGAUUAAUGUAAGUUUUUAUCCCUUCAUAUUAUACCUUCCACAUAGAAAACAGCUUUGCAUUGAAAUUCAAACAAUAUAUAGAGCAUUUGUCCUAUUACUUAAAAAACUUUGAACUGAUAUUUUGACCAUAGUGACAUUUUCUUAUCUGUAUUAAUUCAAGAUUUACAAUUGCCUUCUUGAAAACACAUUUUGAUCAAAUAUAAACUUAGAUGUACCCUAUCUUGAAGUUUUUCGGGGUUGAUGCGAAAUUAAUGUUAGUCUUGGGUAUUUAAUCUUUUUGUGUAUUAUUCCAUAUUACGGUAUAUUGGUCUAAUGAAAUCUUCAUGGCACAAUGGUGUCUUUCAUCUUAUCUUGUUAUUAUAUGUUUUCUUGUUAUUUUGUUUUUCAUGUAUGAAAUAUUCAAUAAACAGAACUUUUCAAAUA
Messenger RNA from Styela clava, 3726 nucleotides. Its product is annotated as serine/threonine-protein kinase 4-like. The record is from RefSeq and is a predicted model, not a curated record. Gene Ontology annotation, biological process: signal transduction; protein phosphorylation; protein tetramerization. Lineage: Eukaryota; Metazoa; Chordata; Ascidiacea; Stolidobranchia; Styelidae. Gene Ontology annotation, molecular function: ATP binding; protein serine/threonine kinase activity. Gene Ontology annotation, cellular component: cytoplasm.